AUGCUUAUAGCUGAACCCUUCCCAGGCUAUCAGGAUUCUGGCGCAGACAUUGCUUACACCCUUCGGCAGAAGGGCGUGAAGGUCAUAAAGUCAGAUCCUUCGGCCCCAGUCUCCUCCAAUGAAGGCUGGGCGUUCCCAGACACGGAGGAAGGAAUUUACAGCGCGGCCCAGCAGGGCACCACGCAUUCUGGGCUAACACCUGUAGCCUCUAAGAUCUACGUAGUGGGUCAGCCGCCAGGCCUGGUUGAAAGCUUUGAUGACAAGGCAUAUCUGAACGAUAAACUACGGGAGCUUGGAGGCUACACCUUACCAAAGUCCUGGCUGGUGAGUCCUGAAAAUAUCAGUGAAAUUAUCAACCAUAUCGACCGGUACCCAAUCGUCGGCAAGCCUGUUCGAGGACGCGACAGAGCCACUUUUGAGUAG
Molecule: messenger RNA, 423 nt
Organism: Aspergillus costaricaensis CBS 115574
Lineage: Eukaryota; Fungi; Ascomycota; Eurotiomycetes; Eurotiales; Aspergillaceae
Exons: 2
Coding region: 1-423 (140 amino acids)
Source: RefSeq, a predicted model, not a curated record